Messenger RNA from Hemiscyllium ocellatum (epaulette shark), 1328 nucleotides. RefSeq names its product regulator of cell cycle (gene rgcc). The transcript is spliced from 5 exons. Gene Ontology annotation, biological process: regulation of cell cycle. The record is from RefSeq and is a predicted model, not a curated record. The coding region runs from base 97 to 408 and encodes 103 amino acids. Lineage: Eukaryota; Metazoa; Chordata; Chondrichthyes; Orectolobiformes; Hemiscylliidae.
ACGGGAGAGUCGGCGCCGGAGUGUAGAGGUAGCUUACAACCACUGGGAUGAAGUCGCAUCAGGGCAGGAGGACAGUGGCAUGUGAGUGAAGCACGGAUGGAGGAUGAAGAUCUGAGUGCUGUCCUCUGUGAGUUCAAUGCAGUCAUCGAGGAUUUUGCCUCCCCCAUAGACAAGAGACAUUUCCGAUAUGAUGAACAUUUAAGAUGCAUGAAGAGGCGCAACAGCACGAGCACAAGUGAUGGUGGCAUGAGUGACUCAGAUAGUACAGACUCACUUCAGAGAGACAGCUUCAGCAACAAGAAGCUUAAUAGUUGCUCACUUUCAUCUCCUAAAGCAGCAAAGCUUGGAGACACCAAGGAACUGGAAGACUUUAUUGCUGAUUUGGACAGAACUUUAAAAAGUAUGUAAGAACAGCAACAAAGCCUACACCCUGGUCCUGGAAAACCACAGAAAAUACUCCAAGAAUAUGUCACCUUUACUAAUGGCUGUAUUUUUAAGUUGGUAAAAACAAUGACUGCAGAUGUGAGAAACCAGAUUCUGGAUUAGUGGUGCUGGAAGAGCACAGCAGUUCAGGCAGCAUCCAGGGAAUUUAAAAAUCGAUGUUUCAGGCAAAAGCCCUUCAUUAGGAAUACAGGAUGAAGGGCUUUUGCCCAAAAUGUCAAUUUUACUGCUCCUCUGAUGCUGCCUGAACUGCUGUGCUCUUCCGGCACCACUAAUCCAGAAUGUAUUUUUAAGUUGUCUUGGAGCAGGUCACUCAAUCAGUAAAUACAUUUCAGAGCAACUUCUGUUUCAAUAUUUUUUAAUAUUUGCAUGCUUUAUAUUUUACUGAAAGAGUUUAGAAUCCAUUUUUCUAGUGUAGAAGUACUAUGAUGGGUGUCCCCAUGGUGGUUGGCAGAGGAAGGCCAUAGGUUUGAGAGCAGUGGCAAGUAGAUUUAGCCAUGGUUUGGGAGACAAGGCUGUGGCACGAGGGAGAAAGGUUCUGGUUUUGGGCACUGCUGCAGUCUUACAGGACAGUAAAUCUAGGUAUUUGAAGGAGCAGGACUGCUUUCAUUAUUAAAUUAGUCAGCAUCAGGUUUGUCCUUGCUCUAUGUAAGCACAUGGCCUGUCCAUCAUAUUAAAUGAACUGGUUUCUCGGCUGAUGUUCCAGCAGCACAUUAAGUAAAUUUUGAAAAGCUGUCUUUUUUUAUAAAAGUCAUAAAUGACGAAAUGUUGUGGCAAGUGAUUGUUUCACAUUGAAAUAUAUUAACUUGUAAAAUGAAACAUUUACUGCAUUUAGGAGUCUUUGUAUGUGUACAUAAACUAGACAGUACAUACAGUGCAAACUGUUG